Messenger RNA from Prorocentrum cordatum, 897 nucleotides. The record is from the annotation of a GenBank genome assembly. Lineage: Eukaryota; Dinophyceae; Prorocentrales; Prorocentraceae.
AUGCCGGAACUCAUGUCAAUCGUUAAGACCCCGAAGGAGGCUUUCAUGGGCAUGGUGGACAAGGGCGUUGGGAUGGGCGGCGAUUCGUCCAUCAAGAUCUUCCACCAGUCGUUCUACGCGGGUUGCUACAUUGGCUUCGGAGGUAUGCUGUCGAUGGUGGUGGCUGGCGGGCUGGACAGCGCGGCACAGGACAACCCGACCAUUCAGACUUUUGUUUUCGCUGCGCUCUUCCCUGUGAACCUGCUGCUCAUCCUCCUCACAGGUGGGGUGCUGAUCACAGGCACAGCGGCGACCGUGCCUGCCGCGGUGUUUGAGGGCAAGCUGCACAGGAUGCAGAUCCUGAGGACGUUCGCGCUGGCUUGGGUGGGCAAUCUGCUUGGCGCCCUGCUCUUCGCUGGCUUCGUCACAGCCUGCAACCUGAACGUUGGCCUGACUGCCUCGCUUGCCCGCAAGGUUGCGGAGAAGAAGAUCAAGGAAAACUUCGGGGUCACCUUCCUCAAGGGAAUCGGGUGUAACUGGCUGGUGUGCAUGGCGGUGUUUCUGCAGGGCCAGGCGCAGGACAUGGUUGGCAAGAUGGUGGGCAUCUGGUUCCCCAUCUCUUGCUUCGUGGCCAUUGGCUUUGAGCAUAUCCCAGCCAACAUGUUCAUGAUCCCCAUGGGAAUGAUGGCCGGCGCAGACGUGUCCGUGCUGGACUGCCUGUGGAAGAAUUUCAUCCCGGUGACCCUUGGGAACAUCUUCGCAGGUUCCAUCUUCGUGGGCGGUGGUUACUCUUUCGCCUUCGGCCGGCUGGGUAGCUCGCCGAUGUUCAAUAUGCCCGCGAAGGAGCAGGGCUCGCCUAAGGAUCAGAAGCCCACAAGCGAUGCGCCCGCGAUUCCACCUGAGGCUCAGGGCUUGUGA